AGCGAUUUCGAUGAACCCAUUUGAGAGCAACGCAGCCUUGAGCAUGCAGGGCUCCUUCUCCACCCCGAACACGCACAAAUAUUCUGUCAUCUUGCCCACAUACAACGAGCGCAAGAAUCUGCCGGUCAUCAUAUGGCUGCUGAAUAGGGUGUUUACAGAAAAUGAGCUGAGCUGGGAGAUUAUUGUCGUUGAUGAUAAUAGCCCCGAUGGGACCCAGGAGGUCGCCUUGCAGUUAGCUAAGGUGUAUGGAGAGGACAAGAUCGUCUUGAAACCCCGGGCGGGCAAACUCGGUCUUGGAACGGCCUAUAUCCAUGGUCUCAACUUCGUUACUGGAGACUUUGUGAUCAUUAUGGACGCCGACUUUUCACACCACCCAAAAUUCAUCCCACAAUUCAUCCGCCUCCAACAAGCCCACAACCUCGAUAUUGUCACCGGCACACGAUACCGCUCGACCGCUUCACCGCCACUAUCCGGAACCCAGCCUGGUGGUGUACAUGGCUGGGAUCUGAAGCGCAAGAUCGUCUCGAGGGGCGCAAAUUUUCUGGCGGAUACGGUGUUGAAUCCUGGUGUCAGUGAUUUAACGGGCAGUUUUAGGCUGUACAAGGUCGCCGUGCUGCGCCAUAUCAUCACCCUUACCGUCUCGCGGGGAUAUGUCUUCCAGAUGGAAAUGAUGGUUCGCGCUAGGGCGCUCGGAUACACUGUUGGUGAGGUGCCGAUUACAUUUGUGGAUAGGCUGUUUGGGGAGAGUAAGCUUGGUGCGGAUGAGAUCGUGCAGUAUAUGAAGGGAGUGUGGUCCCUGUUUACUGGCGUAUGAGAGCUGGUUCACAAGGCAAGGAUGGAAUGUUGGUGGUUGAGGUGAUUAUGUUGUUCCCGCAAUGAUUGUGGAUCUGUACACGCUCGUUACAUAUACCGUAUUUUGUUCUUCCUACUCUUCGCGAUGAUUGGUGC
Molecule: messenger RNA, 948 nt
Organism: Stereum hirsutum FP-91666 SS1
Lineage: Eukaryota; Fungi; Basidiomycota; Agaricomycetes; Russulales; Stereaceae
Product: glycosyltransferase family 2 protein
Exons: 7
Coding region: 11-814 (267 amino acids)
Biological process (GO): protein O-linked glycosylation via mannose; GPI anchor biosynthetic process
Cellular component (GO): endoplasmic reticulum membrane
Molecular function (GO): dolichyl-phosphate beta-D-mannosyltransferase activity
Source: RefSeq, a predicted model, not a curated record